Molecule: messenger RNA, 3081 nt
Organism: Polypterus senegalus (gray bichir)
Lineage: Eukaryota; Metazoa; Chordata; Cladistia; Polypteriformes; Polypteridae
Gene: tspan17
Product: tetraspanin 17
Exons: 8
Coding region: 406-1218 (270 amino acids)
Biological process (GO): regulation of vascular endothelial growth factor signaling pathway; protein localization to plasma membrane; protein maturation
Cellular component (GO): membrane
Source: RefSeq, a predicted model, not a curated record
AAAACUCGCUCGUUGGAGAAGCUUGCUGAGCUGAAAACAAACAGGAGGGGAGUCAGGUCGAUAGAUAAAAAGAAGAAAUCAAAGGUGUACAUUAUUGUGGACAUGGAGGCAGCUCGUAGGAUACUGAGGACCAAGUAAACAAAAUAAAAGGGCACACAACCCAUCGCGGCCCGAUGCACCGUAAUCUUCGGCUGUGGUGCUCGUGAAAUGUACUUUGAUCGCGGGCUCGUUUUUUUCUUGCGGAUCAGAAUCUGUAGUGGCUUCAUAUCGAUGUCUUGUUUUGUGCCCCCCUGUUUUUGCUAGUGCUGCCUGUCUAUUGUUAAAAAUUUCUUGUAGUCUCAGUGCAUUUGACCUUUUAAGCUCUUCUCUUCGGAGGUGGUUUAUGAUAGUAUCCUCUACAAAAGAAUGUCUGGAAAGCAUCACCAUUUUAAAGGACCCGAAGUGAGCUGUUGUGUCAAGUAUUUCUUGUUUGGAUUCAACAUUAUUUUUUGGUUACUUGGAGCAGCAUUUCUAGCAAUUGGUUUAUGGGCAUGGGCGGAAAAGGGUGUUCUGUCAAACAUCUCCUCAAUUACAGACCUUGGUGGUUUCGAUCCUGUGUGGCUGUUCAUAGUUGUUGGAGGGGUAAUGUUUAUUUUGGGCUUUGCUGGCUGCAUUGGAGCGUUACGAGAAAACACAUUCCUGCUUAAAUUUUUUUCUGUGUUUUUAGGGCUGAUAUUUUUCUUGGAACUUACAGCAGGGAUCCUGGCUUUUGUAUUUAAAGAUUGGAUCAAGGAUCAGUUAAAUUUCUUUAUCAACAAUAAUGUCAAAGCAUAUCGAGAUGACAUUGACCUGCAAAACCUCAUAGAUUUCGCUCAAGAAUAUUGGUCGUGCUGUGGAGCUCAUGGGCCUAAUGACUGGAAUCUGAAUAUAUAUUUUAAUUGCACAGAAGCAAACCCAAGUCGAGAACGUUGUGGUGUUCCAUUCUCAUGUUGUGUCAAGGAUCCAGCGGAGGAUGUUUUAAAUACACAGUGUGGUUAUGAUGUGAGGCUUAAAGUGGAACUUGACCAGCAAAGCUUCAUUUACACAAAAGGCUGUGUUGGACAGUUUGAAAAGUGGCUUCAAGACAAUUUAAUAGUUGUAGCUGGAGUAUUUGUAGGAAUUGCACUACUACAGAUUUUUGGAAUAUGUCUGGCACAAAACCUUGUAAGUGACAUCAAGGCGGUAAAAGCAAAUUGGUGAUAACAUUUUGGUGAAGAUCUGAAGAUCAGAAAGAAAGAUCCCGACUCCAGCCCUGCUGAAGUGACAGUCUGGAGACCUUUUGCAUGGAAGAGAAAUUGCAGUGGGGAAGGAGGCUUUUUUUAAUAUUGAAUACUGACAGUAAUGGAUUAUUUCAUUAGAUGGCCAUAGAGGUUUUUUUUUUUAAUUGAUAUAUUGAAGAUCGUCAGCAAGCCAAGGUAAUUUCUCCUUCCAAAGACUUAAAGGACAAUGCUGAAGUUGGAGCCUGCCUUGUCAUAUUUAACAGAAGAUCUGAAAUAGUUUCUAAGUCCUUGAAUUUGGAAAAGCAUAGCCACACCUCCUUUUGAACUGAAAAAGCUGCUAUGUUCAAAGCUUCUGUCUCUUUUCUGAUUCAAUGUUUUUUUUCAGUCUUUCUGUUCUUCUCCAUUUCUUUUAAUGUUAGCCUUUUGCAGAAAGAAACUGCUUUGGCAUACUUGGCUGUUUGAAUGUUUACGUUCUUGAUGAAAAAUAACAUUGCCCAAAGUCAUUUUUUUUUUUGUGUUUUUUUUAAUUUAUUUAUCCAUUCCUGACACUGGAGCACUUGAGACAUUCCACACAGUUCUGAAAUCUGUAGUAUCACUACAUCCUUUGAGUUAAUAAAUAAAUUUACAGUAAAUAAAUAGAUGUAAUUUUAGCCAGUGAUCUCCGGAAUCCGGUUCUGAUCAUGUUGGAAAUAUGCAUGUAUAACAAGACUAGUUUCAGCCAAACAAAGUGUAUCUAGUAUAGAAUUUGCACCUCCAGGUAUAUAAGCUGAAUACAUUUAUAUUGCAGGUUUUGUUUUCAUCCUUAUCAUAACGAGUACGGAAGAAGUUUGAGUUAUUUUGGGCUUUAAAGCACCUGCUGCGUGUUUAUUUUUAUUAUUUUUUUUUUUUUGAAAAGAAAAAUUCCAGUUUUUGUUUAGAAAGUAGACAUUGUGUUCAGGAAGCGAAAGUCCAGCAUCCUGUACUACUUUUGCUUGUAACGUUUUAUGUGCAUACAGUAUGAUAAUUUUAAGUCUUUGAUUGGAUGCAGAACAGUUUCGCCAUUCUUGCUCUUUUUUAAAUAGAGCUUAAAUAAUUACAGAUGAGAACUUCUGUCUGCUACACUAAAAUAAUCAUGGCAAAAGCUACAUUUAUGUAAGAUAAAGGAAAUUAAAGCAUUUUCUAGAUAAUUCUGUUAUUUUUUUAUUUUACAAGUUAUAAAUAUCUUUAGUUUCAACAUUUGUUACAUUUUGUGGAAAAAAAAUAUUUAUGUUACAAUUCAGAGCCUCCUCAUGUGCUACCGCAUACUUUGCCACUUCCGUAGGUCAGUAAAACAUACAGCCACCUGUUUGAAACAGACACAAACGCACAAAAAAUUCACACCUUGCAUGAUUGUUGCCUCUUACUGCUGCUUCAAAAACCAGCCAUUUGUAAUACAAAAACUUCAGAUGUUCUUUUGUAUGUCUACCUUUUGUGUUUGUGUUGCUCUUUGUCUAUAGCUAGAUACCUUUUUUUGUUUCUCUUACAAAUCACUGGAACCUCACAUAAAUCUUCAUUAGCUGACCUCAAGUGUAGACAGUUUUGUACUGCCAUAGCCUUCCCUCUUGUCUCGAGUGCCUAAAACUGGAUCCAGAUGUCUCCACUGUCCAGGAUAUUUUGAGAUGAAGAUAAAAAAUUGGUACAUGAGGUUUAAUGGGGCAGAAAGAUUUUCUGGAUCACUUACUUUACAGUCUCAAGAAUUUAAUAAAAGUACACUAUAUUUCAAAGAAUUUAACAGGAAAAUCAAAUCACUUUGGUAUGGUUACCUGUUUCAAAUGUAAGUAAUGUAAUUAUUGUUGAUAUUUUGCAUUAAAGUUAUUAUUAUUUA